This is a messenger RNA of Acanthamoeba castellanii str. Neff, 1032 nucleotides long. Its product is annotated as 6phosphogluconate dehydrogenase NAD-binding domain containing protein. NCBI's taxonomy places the organism in Eukaryota, Discosea, Longamoebia, Acanthamoebidae. Gene Ontology annotation, molecular function: NADP binding; NAD binding; oxidoreductase activity. The record is from RefSeq and is a predicted model, not a curated record. Bases 1 to 1032 code for a protein of 343 amino acids. The transcript is spliced from 10 exons.
AUGCGCAGAGCCACGAGAAGCUUCGCCCUGCGCCCGACGGCGCGGCAGCUGUGGGCUGGUGCGGACUCGCUCACGGCACACCGUGGCUUUGUGAGUGUUGCUAAGCCCGAAACCACUCGUGUGGGUUGGGUGGGCACCGGAGUCAUGGGAGGGCACAUGUGCGGACACUUGCUCAGCGCUGGCUAUCAAGUCACCCUCUACUCCAGAACUGCAGAGAAGGCGCAGGGGCUUUUGGGACGCGGUGCCAAGCUGGCAGCCAGUCCCAAGGAGGUGGCUCAGCAGUCGGACGUGGUGUUCACCAUGGUGGGAUUCCCGCAUGAUGUCAGGAGCGUCAUUCUGGGCAGUUCUGGCGUGCUGGAGGGACUCUGUAGCGAUGGCGUGGUGGUGGACAUGACCACCAGCGAGCCCAGUCUGGCACUCGAUAUCUACAAUGAAGCGAAGAAGAAGGGCGUGCACAGCAUUGACGCUCCGGUGUCUGGCGGUGAUGUGGGCGCGAAGGAGGCCCGCUUGUCCAUCAUGGUGGGCGGCGAUGAGGAGGCGGUGUCGGCCGUCAAGCCCUUGUUCGAUGUCAUGGGCAAGAACAUCGUCCACCUCGGCCCGGCAUCAUCUGGACAACAUACGAAGAUGGUGAAUCAGAUCUUGAUUGCCACUACCAUGGUGGGUAUGGUGGAGGGCCUGCUGUAUGGACACAAAGCAGGGCUGGACCUCAACCAAGUGAUUGAGGCUGUGGGCAAAGGCGCUGCUGGGUCCUGGAGUAUCAACAACCUGGGGCCUCGCAUUGUGAAGCGCAACUUUGAUCCCGGCUUCUUUGUUGAACACUUUAUCAAGGACAUGGGCAUCGCUCUCAAGGAAGCCGAGAGGAUGAAGCUGAGCCUGCCAGGUCUUGGCCUCGCCCACCAGCUCUAUGUCGCCGUCGCCGCGCAGGGCCACGGCCGUAAGGGAACCCACGCCCUCCAGCUGGCUCUGGAGAAGCUCAACAACAUGGAUCACGACCACUCUUCACCCAAGUCCGGUCUCCCCAAGGCGCUCUAG